Quercus robur (English oak) is the source of this 3012-nucleotide messenger RNA. RefSeq names its product dicer-like protein 4. The transcript is spliced from 11 exons. Lineage: Eukaryota; Viridiplantae; Streptophyta; Magnoliopsida; Fagales; Fagaceae. Gene Ontology annotation, biological process: siRNA processing. The coding region runs from base 387 to 2906 and encodes 839 amino acids. The record is from RefSeq and is a predicted model, not a curated record. Gene Ontology annotation, cellular component: cytoplasm; nucleus. Gene Ontology annotation, molecular function: ribonuclease III activity; protein binding; RNA binding.
ACGCAAAGACUUUUGUUGUUGGUCGGUCCAUUGGUCUUCUCUCUCUCUCUCUCCCGCACAUACACUGAUACAUAUACAAACUCGCGCUCUCUCUCUCUCUCACACAUACACACACAAACAGAAAUUACUGACAAAAAGUUGAUUCAUCUGGUGCUUCUAUCAGCACUGGAUAUAGCAUCUCAUUACUUCAUGAAUAUUGUUCAAAACUUCCCUGUGAUGAGUUUUUUGACCCCAACCCCAAGCCAGUAUUCUUUUAUUUUGAUGACUUAGGAGGUACUGUCUACCACAUAAAUUUACCUCCCAGUGCUCCACUACGUCGAGUUAUUGGCACACCACAAUCUUCACUUGAAGCAGCUAAAAAAGACGCCUGUCUGAAAGCAAUUGAAAUGUUACAUAAAAAGGGUGCCUUGAAUGACUGUCUCCUGGUUGGGCAAGAUGAUGUAGAUGUAGACGGAAUGGGGCUGGAUUCUUCUGACUCAGAUAGCUGUGAAGGUGAGGAUCCACGAGGUGAACUGCAUGAGAUGCAAGUUCCUGCUGUGCUAAAAGAACCGUGGACUAACUUGGAGAAUCCUGUCCAUUUUUACUCUUACUACAUAGAAUUUAUUCCACAUCCUGAGGAUAGGGACUACAAAAAAUUUGGUCUAUUUGUCAAAGCAGCCCUGCCUGAAGAGGCCGAAAGAAUGGAACUUGAUCUUCAUCUGGCUCGUGGUAGAUCUGUGAUGACCAAGUUUGUGCCUUCGGGAGUUGCAGAAUUUGAUAAAGAUGAGAUUGUGCUGGCACAGAAUUUUCAAGAAAUGUACCUCAAGGUCAUCCUUGAACGAUCAAAAUUUGUUCCUGAAUCCGUUUCCUUGGGAAAGAGCAAUACUUGUGAAUCAAGUUCAUUGACAUUCUACCUGUUGCUUCCAGUAAUUUUGCAUGAUAGUGAUAAAAAAAUUACCGUAGAUUGGAAGAUUAUUAGAAGAUGUUUAUCAUCCCCUAUUUUUAGGACCCCAGAAGAUGCCGUGGAAAAGGAAAAUUUCCCUUUGGGUGAUAAUUUGCUACUUGCCAAUGGUUGCAGAAGCAUAAGUGAGGUUAAGGAUAGUUUAGUGUAUGCCACUCCAUACAAACAGGGUUUUUUCUUCAUCACUGGCAUAGUUGAUGGAAAGAGCGGAUACAGCCCUCAUUCAGAAACUUCAAGGUUUCGCGUUCAACUCAAAUACCCUGAACAACCUCUUUUACAAGCAAAACCGCUUUUUGGCUUGCGUAACUUGCUACAUAACCGAAAGCCAGAAGAUUCAGUGUCAAAAACAGAAUCACGUAAACUGGAGGAGUACUUUACUGAUUUGCCUCCCGAGCUUUGUCAGUUGAAGAUAAUAGGGUUUUCUAAAGAUAUUGGUAGUUCGAUAUCUUUAUUACCAUCAAUCAUGCAUCGUCUGGAAAACUUUCUUUUGGCCAUUGAACUGAAGAAGACAUUUUCUGCUGCAUUCCCAGAAGGAGCUGAAAUUACUUGUGAUAGAGUCCUAGAAGCACUCACCACUGAGAAGUGCCAGGAGGGCUUUUCCCUUGAAAGGCUUGAAGUACUAGGUGAUGCUUUUCUCAAGUUUGCAGUUGGACGGCGCCUAUUUCUUUUGCAUGAUACCCUUGAUGAAGGAGAACUUACAAGGAAACGUUCUAAUGUUGUAAACAACUCCAAUUUGUACAAACUAGCAACUAGGAGCAAGUUACAGGUAUACAUACGUGAUCAGUCAUUUGAUCCCUUGAAAUUCUAUGCUUUCGGUCGCCCUUGCCCAAUAAUUUGUAACAAGCAAAAUGAAGGUUCUACUCAUUCCCGGUCAAGUAAUCUUGCGGAUCGUGCAAGUUUUAAUGAAGUCAGGUGCAGUAAAGGUCACCACUGGUUAGAUAAGAAAACAAUUGCUGAUGUGGUUGAAGCUCUUGUUGGAGCAUUCAUAGUUGACAGUGGCUUCAAAGCCGCAACUAGCUUUCUUCGAUGGAUUGGCAUACAAGUGGACUUUGAAGCCUCACAAGUUUCAAAUGUCUGCAUUGCAAGCACUAGAUACAUGCCACUUAGAGCUCGUAUGGACAUUGGUGCCCUUGAAAAUUUGUUAGGGCAUCAGUUUCUCCAUAGAGGUCUGCUUCUACAGGCAUUUGUACAUCCUUCUUACAACCAGCAUGGAGGAGGCUGCUAUCAGAGAUUGGAGUUUCUUGGAGAUGCUGUGUUGGAUUACUUAAUCACAUCAUAUCUGUAUUCAGUUUAUCCAAAGUUGAAGCCUGGUCAAUUGACAGAUUUGAGAUCGGUAUUUGUGAACAACAAGGCCUUUGCAAAUGUUGCAGUAGAUAGAUCCUUCCACCAAUUUCUCAUCUGUGAUUCCAGUGGCCUUACUGAGGCCAUCAAAAUUUAUGUGGACUCUGUUAAAAAUCCUGCACCAGAAGGAAGUCCUCAUGAGGGGCCAAAAUAUCCCAAGGCUUUGGGUGACUUGGUAGAGUCUUGUGUGGGUGCCAUUCUUCUUGAUACAGGGUUUAACUUGAACCUUGUGUGGAAGAUAAUGCUUUCCUUUUUGGAUCCAAUAAUGAGGUUCUCCAGUUUUCAGCUUAGUCCUAUUAGAGAACUGACAGAACUUUGCCAAUCUCAUAAUUGGGUCCUACGAACUUCAGCAUCAAAGAAGGAUAGAAUAUUUUCAGUUGAAGUACAGGUGAACGGAGAAGAUGUUUGUGUAACUGAUUCUGCAACCAACCUGAACAAGAAAGAAGCUAUUAGAAUUGCUUCACAAAGAAUAUUUGCAAAGUUGAAGGCUCAAGGCUACAAGCUCAAGUCAUCUUUGGAGGAAGUUUUGAAGUCAAGCUGCAAGAUGGAAGCCAAACUAAUUGGAUAUGAUGAAACACCUAUAGAUGUAACUACUCCUGAUGCCAAAUUACCAAACUGGAAAUGAAAUACUGUUGCCACAAAAAUCAAGUUUUUAGUAUAAAAAAAAUGUAUACAAAGCAAAACCAAGCAUUUGUUUAAUAUUAUGAAAGUAAGAUUUUAUUAAGAGACAA